Owenia fusiformis is the source of this 1176-nucleotide messenger RNA. Lineage: Eukaryota; Metazoa; Annelida; Polychaeta; Sabellida; Oweniidae. The record is from the annotation of a GenBank genome assembly.
ACCCAAAUAGUGCAGGAUGACAAUACCCAAAUAGUGCAGAAUGACAAUACCCAAAUAGUGCAGAGUACCAAUACCCAAAUAGUGCAGAAUGACAAUACCCAAAUAGUGCAGAAAAACAAUGCUCAAAUGGUGAAGGGCAGUAAUGAAACACUAAACAUCACUUCGCCUUUUGUUCAUGAGCAGCAUUCAACUGAAAGUGAUGGACCUGUCAAGUCUAUUGAGAUUGAAAAAACAAAUUUACCAAAGAGCAAUGAUGUGGGAAAUAUUGGUAUAUCCGAUUCCUCAUUGAAACGAUUAAGUUCUUCAUUGAAAGAAGCACAUAAGUUGAUACGUGUAAGGAUACGCUUGAAGGACUGUAUGAAAAGUAAGUCACCAGGAGAGAGUAUACAACCAAAGAAACUCAAACUAUCUAGAACUUUGAGAAAAUCUUCUAGAAUAACACGUCCUAACACGCGUUACUCUAAACAUGUCAAGAUUAGUGAGAAAGUCAGUGAAAGGGCGAUCCAGGACCAGCCGCGGGAAGAGAACAGUACAAAAGGUUUGAAAAAUGAUUCUCAAAACAUACAAACUAAAGAUGAAGUUAAUACAGAUGACUGUGAUAUGGAUGAUAAUGAUUAUGCUAUGGAUGAUAUUGAUGACAAUGUUAACAAUGGAGAUGAAGAUGUUAAUGAAGUUGAUAAAGAGCCUGAAAUUAAUGGGGAUAGAAAUACUGAUGUUGGUGAUAGUACCAACAUUGAUAAGGAAGAAAAGAGUUGUGCUGUUGAUGAAAAUGUAGAUGAAGGUGUUAAUAAUGAUAGACUUGAUACCCAAAUGAAUGAAAAUGACGAUGCUGAUGGAAUGAUUUCUGAUGAUGAAAUUCUUACAUUUGAAGAAGAAAAUGGAAACAUGAAAAUGGUGUUUCAAAUAGACAAACUAAAACAAGUUGAAGGCAAAGAAAAUAAUACUAAAAAAGAAAAACUUGACGCUAAAAAACGCUGGCCCUGUGAUUUAUGUGGUAAAAGGUUUACAAGGAAAGAGCAAGUGAAAAUCCACAAGAGAAGACAAGUGUGUACCCGUCCUCCAAAACCAAAAAGUGUAAGAAAGCGACCACUUCCCGAGAAAAGAACUUGUCCCUUAUGUUGCAAGGAAGUGUUUUACUUAGACUUACAUUUAAAGAGAAAGACUUGCCAAAAGUAA